CAAUUGAUAUUCUUGGCGAAUAGCGUGUCUGGGGAAACACACUGUUCCCUGACUCCUUGGAGCAAAGUAACUUUCCUUCCAUCUGACUUUUCCAAGUUCUUUUUCCAAGCCGAAGGAUUUGGAUCCCCAAAUUCACUCGAGGAGCUCUGCAGGAAAAGCUCAGCAAUUCAAGGGGGGGGGGGGAGAGAAAUCUUUUUAGAAAAGGGUAAAAUCCCUUUACCAGUCAUUGUUAUUAUGUGAUCAGAAAGCUUUAUGAUGCAGUGUGGAUCUUGGAAACAACAAAGAAAUAUUACUUUUAUUUCCAGAACAUAUAUAUAUAUAUACAGAUAGCCAGUCACUAUUUCAUAGCCCCUGAGGUUUUUUUUUUAAUUCACUGAAACUUCUUUCAAGUCCCUGUCAAUGUGAACUGUCCAAAAAUAGAUUGCUGAGUCCUCUCACAAGUAUGAUCUGAAACCGCUCAGGAAACUUCAGAAUUAAUCAUGCAUUUCCCUUGCUUAUUUAACAUGUAUGUCAAAACAUUGCCUGAGAACUUGCUGAAUUGGUGAGCGUACUGCCUUCUGGCUAACACUCUCCCGCACUUUUUUUUUUCCUGGGAUGAUCCGAUUUGAAGUAUUAUAAACACAGUUUAUACCAUGGGAAGCCAAACAAACGGAGCCAGAAGCACCCCAUCAAUGGGGUAUCUGUUACCAGCAACCAGCUCUGCUGGAAAUCUAGCCUCAUAUUCUUCGCUUUCAUUGAGCAGCAGGGCUGGAAGAAGCCCACUUGUUACCUCAGGGAAGGCCUCAAGCAAAAUCCGCUGGGAAGAGCAUGAAGCUCUCAAGAGGGACCAGGUCCAACAAGACAAGAUCUGGAGAGAGGCUGUGGAGGCUGAGAGGAAGGCAACCAAAUACUGGUAUCAGAACUGGAGUUUCCUAAAGGACUACGAUUCCCUGGGUAAGAAAAAAGUAUCUGCCCAACUCCCUGAAUAUAUAUCAAUAUUUUCAGACAAAAUUCCCAAUACCACCAACCACGUUAUUGGCAGCAGAAUGAACACUGAUCUUGGUAAAACACUGAUAAAAAUGGACUAUUUCCUCAAUUAUGGAAAAAGAAAAACCAAAACCGAGCAAGAACUCCAGCCUUCCUAGAACUAAAUAGAAAUCUUGCUGUUAAAAAAAUGCUUAUCUAUACUUUUUUAAAAUAGGAUUAAUGUCAAAAACUUUUGUGCAUUUACCCUUCCAGACUUAAUUCUUCUGCAGACUGGUCAGCAAUGAUAUUUAGCAAGUGAAAGUUGACAGCAAAGUUUGCUAAUAUUUUCCUUGAGAAUAGUCACAUGUAAACACUAAUCUCUAUGAUUUUCACGUUUAGAAAAUAGUGGUGCUGCACUGCAUUCUUGAAAGCAUAAGCUGUAUGAGGCUGUGUGGAGGUCCACUUUUUUCACCCCCAUUCUUUAGGAAAACUGUAUUUCUUCCAUCAAAAUUAAGCCUGAGGUUUUAUUGAAGAUGACAGGGGUGACCUGUUAUACAUUGCAAAGACUUGGCGUGGCAUCAAAUGUGUCAAUUUCGGUUUUGUGUAUGGAUUAGGGGCAGGGUGGAAGGGAGGAGUCAUCCAGGGCACCCUGGAGAGUGUCAGAGGCAUUGCCCUG
Messenger RNA from Notechis scutatus (mainland tiger snake), 1621 nucleotides. RefSeq names its product ciliary microtubule inner protein 5 (gene CIMIP5). The record is from RefSeq and is a predicted model, not a curated record. Lineage: Eukaryota; Metazoa; Chordata; Lepidosauria; Squamata; Elapidae.